AUGAGAGAUCUUGAGAAUGUAUUGGAAGAAGAAAAGUGCUUGGUUAGUUUGGACUCUGGAGAGCUUGCACAAGGCCAACUUUUCCCUGGUUUGAGGCCUAUAAAGGCAACUUGCAUGGAUGUCAGGGUUGAGGGUGAGGUGAAGUCUUUCCUAGAGACUAAUUUUGCCUCCUACCUCCACCUUGGUGAGCUGGACAUAGAGGGUCUUCGUCAGCUGUGCGAUAAUCUAGACGCUGAAGUGAAACAUCUUGAGGCCAACACUUCUUAG
Messenger RNA from Lactuca saligna, 267 nucleotides. Lineage: Eukaryota; Viridiplantae; Streptophyta; Magnoliopsida; Asterales; Asteraceae. The record is from the annotation of a GenBank genome assembly.